Zea mays is the source of this 1427-nucleotide messenger RNA. RefSeq lists its product as uncharacterized. Bases 144 to 1178 code for a protein of 344 amino acids. The record is from RefSeq and is marked provisional. Gene Ontology annotation, molecular function: protein binding. Lineage: Eukaryota; Viridiplantae; Streptophyta; Magnoliopsida; Poales; Poaceae. Gene Ontology annotation, cellular component: nucleus. The transcript has 5 exons.
CCCAGACAAGAGCACGCAACGCAAGCAACUGCGACGUCUCCCGCCCCCGCCGCGCCCCGGACCUUUUCCGCAGAUAUUUUUUUUAUCCCCCCACGCCCCCGGCUCGUUCCCUUCCAUUCCACCACCUCUCGCCAGACAACGAGAUGUGCGAGGCACCGCGGCUCGGCAACCGCGCCGGCGCCGGCGACCCGGCCGCCGCCGACGUCGACGUCGUCACGACGGGCGGGCGCCGGAGGAUCCCCGCGCAUUCCUCUGUCCUGGCCUCGGCGUCGCCGGUGCUCGGCAGCAUCCUGGAGCGUCGCCUGCGGAAGGACAGGGAGAGCGGCAAGCCCGGGCGGUCCGUCGUCCGGAUCCGCGGCGUCACCGACGACGCCGCCGCGGCCUUCGUCCGCCUCCUCUACGCCGGCAGGUGCGGCGAGGAUGAGGAUGACGACAUGGAGGAGCACGCGGUGCAGGUGCUGGUGCUGGCGCACGCGUACCAGGUGCCGUGGCUGAAGCGGGCGUGCGAGGGCGCCAUCGGCGCGCGCCUCACCGCGGACUCGGUGGUGGACGUGCUGCAGCUGGCCGGCCUCUGCGACGCGCCGCGCCUGCACCUGCGCUGCGCCAGGCUGCUGGCCAAGGAGUUCGCGGCCGUGGAGCGCACCGAGGCCUGGCGCUUCCUGCAGGAGAACGACCCCUGGCAGGAGCUCCACGUCCUGCAGCGCCUGCACGAGGCCGACAUGCGGCGGCGCAAGUGGCGGCGGAAGCGCGCGGAGCAGCGCGUGUACAUGGAGCUGAGCGAGGCCAUGGACUGCCUGGACCACAUCUGCACGGAGGGAUGCACGGAGGUCGGCCCGGCGGGGCGGGCGCCGGCGCCGGCGCCGUGCGCGCGCUACGCCACGUGCCGGGGCCUGCAGCUGCUCAUCCGCCACUUCUCCCAGUGCCACCGCAAGAGCUGCGCGCGGUGCCAGCGCAUGUGGCAGCUGCUCCGCCUCCACUCCGCGCUCUGCGACCGUACCGACCGCUGCAACACCCCGCUCUGCAUGAGGUUUAAGCAGCAGGAGCAGGAUAAGGCGGCUGCCAAGGGCGGCGAUGAUGGCGACAAAUGGGGGCUUCUGGUGAAGAAGGUGAAGACUGCCAGGGUCUUCUCUUCUCUGGCCAACAGGAAGCAGAUGAGCACCACCACCACCCAGUGCUGAGGAGCAGCCUGGGAUGCUUAGGGGUCAAAGUUAGAUUAGUGAGAGAGAAUGAAGCGAGCAGUUUUUUUUUGGGUCUGUUUUGAGAUGUCAGAUCUCUUUUGAGAUAUGUACAUGUACAUGCCUACUUUGUCACCCUACGUUGGUAUAGCUCUUUUAUCGAGGUGGGAGUUGGUCAGCCGGAAGUCUAUGUAAAAAGUGCGCAUGUAUCAUUAUAUAAUAAUAGGGAAAUAUGAGAAGUAUUUUAGUCUU